AUGCGGCCCCCGCAGACCCCCAUUCCGCCGUGGGGGUCCAAAUCUCGCUGGUACAUGACGCCGACGCCGCUCAGCCCUUCCUUCUCACGACAUCGGUUCCAAGGCACUGCCGCCGCCGCCUCCGAGAAACCCCGCGUCACGCUGUUCGAGUGGUGGCUGGAGAGAGUGGAAGGGGAUGACCAGAAGGUCGCCAUCGCAGGGAAAUUUGAAAGUUAUCUGUUACUCGCUUCUGACAGGAAUCAAACAGUCUACGAAUUCGGUUCUGCAACCAUUGCAAAGCGCCACGAAGCUUGCGUUCUUGAAACUGAAGGUGGAAUUCUACUUCUCAUCUAUGGCACACUCAACCGUUCGCGGAUGCUAGCCGGCGGAUACUCAAGUGAGGUCUAUGAAAAGUUCAAGAUCGGAUUUCCAUACUGCUGGGAAUAUUGCAUCCAGCUUUAUCCCAAGGUGGCACAAACAGGAUUGGAUAGUGCUAUAAAUGAAAAUGCUGCUGUCUCAAAUGAUGGCGGAGAAAGACAUGAAGCUGCACGUAAUGAGGCGUAUAAUGUGGAAACAGACUUGAUUGCAUGCAGAGCUUUAAGAGAAAGAGAUGAUGGUGGCAUAGAUACUAAUGCAUCUUUAGUGCAUAUAGUGGAGUGUGCUAAUGAUGCUAGCAAUGAAGAGGCAGAUAAUGCUACACCCACAAGUACAUGCGAUCUGGGAAUAGCUCAGCAUGUUGCAUUGAGUAAGAAGGCAGAAGUAAAUGAAAAUGUGCCAACUUUUGUUUGUUUAGACGUGCAAAACUCCUCCGAUCUUCCAAAUGGAACAUCAAGAUUUCAGGAAUGCGCUUGUGAUGGUGAUAUUGCAACAAAUGAAAAUGCUGCUGCCUCAAAUGAUGAUGGAGAAAAAGAUGAAGAUGUAUAUAAUGAUGUGAAUAAUGUGGUAAUAAACUUGACUGCCAGUAGAGCUUUAAGCGAAAGCGAUGAUGGUGAUGUUGAUAUUAAUGCAUCUUUAGUGCUUAACUGGGAGUGUGCUAAUGAUGCUAGUAAUGAAGAGGCAGACAAUCCUCCAUCCAGAAGCAAAAAGAGAGAUCCAGUGAUUCCAUUGAAUACUCAAGGUUGUGAAAAAACUCAGCACACAGCAUUGAGUAAGAAGGCAGCAGUAGAUGAAGAAAUGCUAACUUCAGUAUGUUUAGAUGUGCAAAACUCUUCUGAUCUGUCAAAUGGGACACCAACAUUUGAGAAAAACACUUGCUUUGGUGAUAUUCCAACAAAUGAAGAUGCUGCAGCUUUGAAUGGUAACAGUGAAAGAUGUACAGCUGUAUCCGAGGAGGUGAAUAGCGUUGAAACAGGCUUGACUGUGGGCAGCACUAUAAGAGAAAGCGAUCAUGAUGGAAUUGCUACUAAUGUUUCUUCAGCUCCUACAGUGGAAUGUACUAAUGAUGCAAUCGAUGAAGGGGUAGACAAUACUUCACUCUUAGGUUGUAAAAAAACUCCAGUGGCUUCUUUGAAGAGUCAAGGCUGCCAGGAAAAACAUCAGCACACACCUUCAAAUGACAAGCCUUCAGGCCCACCAAAGAAGCAAAGGUCUGCACUUGAGAAGUUGCAGGGUGCUACAAGAUCUCCAUUCAUCAGCCCAGUUCCAUAUCCCCGUGAGUCUCCGCUUACUCGUGGUAGGGCCAUGUCAUUGUCAAUGUCCACACCUGAAGAUCUCAAACUGAGAAAAACCAGAUCGGGUCGUGUAGUUGUACCCACUUUGGAUGCAGGAUGCCAAAGGAUUGUCUAUGACAUGGACGGCAUGAUUACUGGUGUCAUCGGUCUGGAUUCACCAUUGCCCAAAGGGAGCAAGCUGAAAACGGCGAGGAGGAAGAGAGGCUGAGCCGCCAAGCAAGCUAAAAACGUAUGCAAGGAAGAAGAGAAGGGCUCCGUGAGCAAUUCUCCCAGACGUG
Panicum virgatum (switchgrass) is the source of this 1927-nucleotide messenger RNA. RefSeq lists its product as uncharacterized. NCBI's taxonomy places the organism in Eukaryota, Viridiplantae, Streptophyta, Magnoliopsida, Poales, Poaceae. The record is from RefSeq and is a predicted model, not a curated record. The transcript is spliced from 12 exons. Bases 1 to 1857 code for a protein of 618 amino acids.